AGAGGUGAUAGCUGACACAUUUGUAGCUUUCGAAAGCUGCCGCCGAGUCCCGCCGUAAAGAGCAGACAGACCAAGAUGACAUUGUGAACAUGUUCCGCGACACCGAACGCUCAGAUCGAGGAGAUCGAGGCCGCGGUCGUGGAGGACGUGGAGGAGGAUUUCGUGGAGAUCGUGGCGGUUACCGUGGUGAUCGAGGAGGUAGAGGAGGCCGAGACUCUGAUCGUCGACCACCGCGUCGAGACUCACGAUCACCGCCUCCGUAAGUGGAAAUGCUCGGUACUGAAGGACACACACUGACAGAAUGCAGAAGACGCAGGUCUCCACCUCGCCGCGAGCGUGACAUCUAUGUCCCAAGUGGUGGCCGUGGUCGAGGACGAGAUCGCCGCGAUAGUUCACGCGAGCGUCGCUCACCCUCAGACAGCCGUUCCAGGUCUCCACCACCUCGUAGGGCCCGUCGCUCGCCCUCGUCAAGCCGCUCGCGCACACCCCCACGGCGCCGAAGACGCUCGCCUUCAAGUGAUCGCUCAAGGUCUCCACCACGCCGAUCGAGACGUUCUUCUCCGCGACGCAAGCGACGAGAUGGCGGUCGAGACAAGUCGUGGUCUCCAAGCAACGACAGCAGGAGGCUACCUAGGUAUCAAUCACGAUCUGCUUCCCCUCAAGAGAAAGCAAGCUCACCAGUACCCAGGCUGUCAAGGUCACGAUCCCGCACGCCGCCGCGCCGCCGCCGCCGCGCAAGAUCAAGCAGUUCACGGUCUGUAAGCCCCGCAAGACGACGCAGACGAUCCUCUUCAGAUGUUGGUUCAGGGUCACCGGCUGAUAUCAAGAAACGCAAACGUUCUCCUAGCUCGAGCAAAUCGAGAUCGAUAUCUCGCAGUCGAACCAGUCGCAAUCAAAAACGCGCCACGCGGUCACCCUCAGGCUCGCCUCCACCACGCAGAGAACGGAGCUUAGAAGACUAGGUCGGUAUACCAUUUCAUCAUUAAGACUUUGAGAGCAACCCAAGGCACACAUGUAAAGCGCCGAGAUGCGAUUUGGCGCCCGUAGAGCUGACAUUCUCCAUUAUCCGCGCAAUGUUUCAACCAUCCAACCAUAUCCCCCAUGUGCGCCUCAAAUUACUAGACCUGCUCAAUACGCGCUUGUACCAUAGUUCGUCUAUACCAAGUCAUCCAGAGUCUUCAUAGACCC
Molecule: messenger RNA, 1188 nt
Organism: Macroventuria anomochaeta
Lineage: Eukaryota; Fungi; Ascomycota; Dothideomycetes; Pleosporales; Didymellaceae
Exons: 1
Coding region: 270-962 (230 amino acids)
Source: RefSeq, a predicted model, not a curated record